AUGAAUUAACAAAUACAUUUCAAAUUCAUACUGCAAUAUCUGGAGUUUAGCUCGAAAUUCGAUCAACAACAAUACGAAUUAUCAAUCAUGUUAAAGAGAGGAACACUUGCUGCAUAAACUAUUAUAAGCAAAAUGCAAAUAAGAAAUCCUGAACGAACUUCUAAUAUGUGUAGAUUGCCAAUCGAUCAAAUUGCAGAAUUUCAGUAGAAGAUGGUCAACAAAGAUGGAGUCUAUGUGGACUACAAUAUUAAAUUCUUGUUUUAUUUGGGAGGCAACUAACUUGGAGAUUGUAUAAUCAAUUUGGCAUACUUCCUCAAUGGCGAAAUAGAUUCAGAUUAAAAAGUCAAAAAGCCAUUAACAUCUACAACAGACAAACGAGCUGCUUUAUUGUUUCGAGUCAUGAGAGCCCCCUUUUAGUCCUAAUUUGAAACUUAAGAAUAUCCCCAAGCCAAUGUACCAAUGCCAGCACCAACACAUACUCCAAUUUCUCAGUAAGUCCCAUAGACUGCUAGAAAUUCUAGUAGUCGUAAAAUGGAAUUGCAAACCAGAACAACCAGAGCAAGGAGUCAAUCUCCUCCUAAAGAAUUCAAGAGUGCGGUUCAAAUUUCUAAAGCAGAAGAAUAACCUUCAUAAAUUAAAUAGCCAUCAGAUAAUCUCACUCAAAAAUUCUUGUAACUUGGCGAGAAGUUCUCAUAAGAAAAACUAUAGCAAGUUGCUCCUAUUAAUGAAGAUAAUGAUAAUUUCAGAGAAAUCACUGAAAUGCUUACUCAAUAAGAAGAAGAGUUGUAGAAGCAGAUUGAGCAAUUAGACAAUCAUAUUAAAAUCGAUUCUAAAUUUAGGAAAACAAAUUUUGAUAAUAAUAAUAACACUGCCAAUUUUUCAAACGCAAACAGCAAUAAUUAAGAACUCUAAUUUUUUAAGCAAAAAUACAAUGAACUUGAUGAUAAAUACAAUAAAGCAUAAGAAGAAAACUAGCAUUUGAAGAGAAUUAUAAGAUAAAGUGGUGAGUAAUUGAAGAAACAAAACCAACUCUCACAGUCAGGAUACAAAUAACUCGCUGACAGUGGUCUAAAUCAAUCUACAGUCUCUAAUUAGGAGUAAUUUGAAAGAACCAUUGAAAAAAAAAAUCAGAUCAUCAAAGAUUUAUCAAAUUAAUUAUUAGAAUUAGAAAAAAAUUCUAAUGCUGCUGUCAUUGAACAAUUACGCAACUAAAUUACUAGAAUAGAAUAACAAACAAUAGAAAAAGAGGAAUAAUGGCAGCUCUAAGAAAAAAUAUAUAAAGAAAAGAUUUUUCAAUUGUUCUAAAACACAGAAUGA
Messenger RNA from Paramecium tetraurelia, 1317 nucleotides. RefSeq lists its product as uncharacterized. The record is from RefSeq and is a predicted model, not a curated record. The transcript has 2 exons. NCBI's taxonomy places the organism in Eukaryota, Ciliophora, Oligohymenophorea, Peniculida, Parameciidae.